AGUGCAACAACGAACGGCCAAGUGAACAGAUAAACGAUUUUCUUAUCGAAAUUUGUACGUUUGGAAUUUUAGUUUAUUCAGAGAGAGAAUUAAGGUCUACGUGACAACUUAUUUUUUCCUGAUCGUCUGUAAUAUUUCGAGUAAAAUUCGAUUUUUUUUUAAAUAAUUAAAAUAUCUGACGUCAUUAGAAGUUAUAAAAUUCGUAUUUAACUCAAGUUUCACAUCUCAUAUGGUAAAUUAGCUUUUGUGUAAAUAAGUGUAACUACUUAAGUAGUCGGAAGUAAAUUUUGUCAUAAUUUCAACAUGGAAGAAGAAACACCCGUGUUAGAGACACCAGCACCCUCAGAGCCUUUUUUCAGCGUUUUAGAUAUCAUUUUAUUAGGGAUUUUAAUUGGAGGAGCAGCAUGGUGGUUACUGAAGAAAAAGAAGAAGGAAGCGCCAGUCUCGGUAAAGUCCUAUUCAAUUCAGCCAACUGCUGUCAACACAAUGACCAUGGCCGAGAAUUCUUUCAUAAAAAAACUCAAAUCAUCUGGAAGAAGCUUGGUUGUGUUUUAUGGAUCACAAACCGGAACUGCUGAAGAAUUUGCUGGACGUUUAGCGAAAGAAGGAAUCAGAUACCGUAUGAAAGGGAUGGUGGCAGAUCCCGAAGAAUGCGAUAUGGAGGAAUUACUUCAAUUAAAAGAUAUUGAAAACUCGUUAGCAGUCUUUUGUCUUGCAACGUAUGGUGAAGGUGAUCCAACGGACAAUGCGAUGGAGUUCUACGAAUGGAUAACAAGUGGAGACGUUGAUCUCACAGGUUUAAAUUAUUCAGUUUUUGGAUUGGGAAACAAGACAUAUGAACAUUAUAACAAGGUCGCAAUUUAUGUUGACAAGCGACUUGAAGAACUUGGAGCGACGAGAGUGUUCGAGAUGGGACUUGGCGAUGAUGACGCAAACAUUGAAGAUGAUUUCAUAACAUGGAAAGACAGAUUUUGGCCAAGUGUUUGCGAUUUCUUUGGCAUUGAAAGUACUGGUGAAGAUAUUCUCAUGCGACAAUAUCGUUUAGUGGAACAACUUGAAGUCGUUCCUGAUAGAGUUUACACGGGUGAAGUUGCACGUCUGCAUUCACUUGAAAAUCAACGACCACCAUUUGAUGCCAAAAAUCCAUUCUUGUCAUCAAUUAAAGUUAAUCGUGAACUUCAUAAGUCUGGUGAUCGUUCGUGUAUGCAUGUUGAGUUUGAGUUGGAAGGAUCGAAACUUCGUUAUGAAGCUGGUGAUCACAUAGCUGUUUAUCCAAUCAACGAUUCAAGUCUUGUAGAUCGUUUAGGUGAACUUUGUAAUGCAAAUCUCGACACGGUCUUCUCUUUGAUCAAUACUGACACGGAUAGCAGCAAGAAACAUCCAUUCCCAUGUCCGACAACUUAUCGCACUGCUUUGACUCAUUAUGUCGAGAUCACCGCUCUUCCUCGUACUCACAUCAUCAAAGAGUUGGCAGAAUAUUGCAGUGAUGAGAAAGACAAAGAAUUGUUGAAACUUAUGUCGUCGACAACUCCCGAGGGAAAAGCAAAAUAUCAAUCAUGGGUUCAAGAGGCAUGUCGAAAUAUUGUUCACAUUCUUGAAGACAUUCCAUCGUGUCGACCUCCAAUCGAUCACAUUUGCGAACUGUUGCCUCGUCUUCAACCUCGUUUCUAUUCAAUAUCAUCGUCAGGAAAACUUCAUCCGACUAACGUUCAUGUAACAGCUGUACUUGUAGAUUAUAAAACACCGACUGGGAGAAACAACAAAGGUGUUUGUACAACAUUCCUGGCGCUUAAAAAACCGAAAGCGGAUGAGCCACUGCCUCGAGCUCCAAUUUUCAUCCGUAAAAGUCAAUUCCGUUUGCCUACAAAACCUGAAACGCCGAUCAUUAUGAUUGGACCGGGAACAGGUUUAGCACCAUUCAGAGGCUUCAUUCAAGAACGUCACUUAACAAAAGAAGAAAAUAAGAAUGUUGGCGAAACAAUUUUGUAUUUCGGGUGCCGAAAACGUGCUGAAGAUUACAUUUAUGAAGAGGAACUUGAAAACUACGCAAGCAAAGGAAGUUUAAAUUUGCGUAUUGCAUUCUCUCGUGACCAGCCUCAAAAAGUAUACGUAACGCAUUUGUUGGAACAAGAUGCUGACUUAAUUUGGAACGUCAUUGGUGAGAAGAAAGGGCAUUUGUAUAUUUGCGGUGAUGCAAAGAGUAUGGCAACAGAUGUGAGAAAUAUUCUGUUGAACAUCAUAAAGACCAAGGGCAAUAUGAACGAUAGUGAAGCUCAACAAUACAUUAAAAAGAUGGAAACGCAGAAAAGAUACUCUGCUGAUGUGUGGAGUUAAACAAGCAUCAAAGCUUGGGUUAUGGUGCUGCUAACAUUCACUUUUUUAAAUAAUUAGAAUAAUACAAAUAUUAAUGUUUUAUGUUUUUUAUGAGAAACCAGAAAAGGAACAAAAAGUGCUUUAGAAAGUACCACGUGGAAUAACGAAUAGAAUUAAGAAAAUCAACAACAAUGUCAGUAAAAUGAAAGAAACAAACAAAAAUUUGCACUUUGGGUAAUCAUACAAGUGGAUAUUAUAUUUUAUAUCAAAUCUAAUUUUGUCGAGUGAUACAUUUUUGUGUCUUUCCAAGGUAGAAUAAAAUUUAAUACAAUUAGACAAUAAACUUGAUUAUAGUUUUUAAUUAUUUGGAAUUAAAUGCCGUGACUACUUAUAUUGAAAUCUUUUCGGAGAUUCGUGAAUUUUAUUUUCAGAAUUAAAUUCGAGAACUUUUAAUUAGAGUGUGACAGGAAGUGCUGCGAUCUUAAUCAAAUUUAGUUAUUCGAGGAUGAAAUUGUUACUGAUAGAUAACUUUUUCACCUUUGUUGCUUGUAAGCAUCGUUUGCAAAAGCCAAUCUACAGGAAAUAAAUUGCAAUGUCAAAUGUCAUUAAGAAAUAAAUUCCAUAAUGCAAUUAUUCAAUCGUUAUUGCAAUAAUCUGAAUGUAUAAUUGAGAAUGCAAAAAAUUGUUUAAGUUUUGUCACUUUAAGUUAAAUUUCAAAUGAAAUUCCAUCCCGAUUGAUUGUUGAAGAGAGAUUUAAUUUAAAAUUAUUAAAAUAAAAGAAUAUUGAAAGGAGUUACAAGAUUCAAUGAAGUUAUUAAAAUAGCUGCAAAUGAUAAUUUAUGUCUUGAUUUAUGUUAUUGAACUUACUAUUAAUAAUCUGAAGGUUAAAGUUCACAUUCUGCUGUAUGUCUGCUAACGAACUAGGAAGUUAACAGCAAUCGAAGCUUAAAGCACAUUCAACGUUUAACAAAAAUUAAAAC
This is a messenger RNA of Clunio marinus, 3293 nucleotides long. NCBI's taxonomy places the organism in Eukaryota, Metazoa, Arthropoda, Insecta, Diptera, Chironomidae. The record is from the annotation of a GenBank genome assembly.